This is a messenger RNA of Stegastes partitus (bicolor damselfish), 5409 nucleotides long. Its product is annotated as A disintegrin and metalloproteinase with thrombospondin motifs 2-like. Gene Ontology annotation, cellular component: extracellular matrix. The transcript has 22 exons. Bases 1 to 5409 code for a protein of 1802 amino acids. The record is from RefSeq and is a predicted model, not a curated record. Gene Ontology annotation, molecular function: metalloendopeptidase activity. NCBI's taxonomy places the organism in Eukaryota, Metazoa, Chordata, Actinopteri, Pomacentridae. Gene Ontology annotation, biological process: extracellular matrix organization; proteolysis.
AUGCUGGCGGCGCUGGACGUUGUUGAAUUUCAGUAUUAUGGUAUUUUGGUCACCAAUGACAGCAUGGCACUGGAUCGUCAAGACUCCCUGCAGCACGUCCUGGGGGAGUAUGGACUGGUUAGGCCGAUCAGUGUGGACGCAGAGGGCCGCUUCCUGUCACACGCCGUCUCGGCCGGUCGCAUGGCAGGAGGGCAGCCCCGUAGGCGCCGGAGGAGGGAGGUAGGAGUAGGCAAUGAUGAGUGGGAAGGACCAAGAGGAGCUGAGGAGAACCAAGAGCCUGUGGCCCAUCAGGAAAGGCUUUACUACAACGUCACCGUCUUCGGCCGGGAGUUCCACCUGCGCCUGCGCCACAACGCCAGGCUGGUGGCCCCCGGAGCCAAGAUAGAGUGGCACGAUGACAGCGACAGCACCCGGCACUCUGAGCCUUUGCAUGAUGAGUGCUUGUAUGUGGGUGACAUCACAGACACACCAGGAGCCACUGUGGCCAUCAGCAACUGUGACGGCCUGGCUGGUAUGAUCAGGACGGAGCAGGAGGAGUUUUUUAUCGAGCCGGUGGAGAGGGGUGAUGGAGUGAUAGAAGAGGAGGGGGAGGAGGGAAGAGGAGGAGGAAGGACGCACAUCGUCUAUCGCUCUUCGGCCGUUAAGAAAGUGCCCAUCAGCAGCGCAGCGGCAGACUUCCACUCCAGAGGUGCAGAUCUCGGUGGUCUGAUGGACCUGGAGUCUCUGUACCGCGGCGUGGAGCAGAGCAUCAACCACACGCGAGCAGGAAGAACGCGCAGGCAGAGCCUGGACAGAGCCUACAACAUCGAGGUGCUGCUGGGCGUCGAUGACUCCGUGGUCCAGUUCCACGGGAAGGAGCAUGUCCAAAAGUACCUGCUCACACUCAUGAACAUUGUGAAUGAGAUCUACCACGACCAGUCUUUGGGUGCAAAAAUCAACGUGGUGCUGGUGCGGAUUAUCAUGCUGGGCUACGGCAAGUCCAUGAGUCUGAUUGAGCUGGGGAACCCGUCUCAGAGUCUGGAGAACGUGUGUCGCUGGGCCUUCCUGCAGCAGAAGCAAGACACGGGGGAUGCCGAGUAUCACGACCACGCCAUCUUCCUCACGCGACAGGAAUUUGGCCCUACGGGCAUGCAGGGUUAUGCCCCGGUGACUGGCAUGUGUCAUCCAGUGAGGAGCUGCACUUUGAACCACGAGGAUGGUUUCUCCUCUGCCUUCGUGGUGGCUCACGAGACUGGACAUGUGCUGGGAAUGGAGCAUGAUGGCCAGGGAAACCGCUGUGGAGAUGAGGUGCACAUGGGCAGCAUCAUGGCUCCGCUGGUGCAAGCCGCCUUCCACCGCUUUCACUGGUCCAGAUGUAGCAUGCAGGAGCUGGGACGCUACCUUCAUUCCUACGACUGUCUCCGUGACGACCCCUUCGACCACAACUGGCCGUCGCUGCCUCAGCUGCCUGGUUUGCACUACUCCAUGAACGAGCAGUGUCGCUUUGACUUCGGUGUGGGCUACACAAUGUGCACCGCGUAUCGCACAUUUGACCCAUGUAAGCAGCUGUGGUGUAGCCACCCGGACAAUCCGUUCUUCUGCAAGACCAAGAAAGGACCACCCAUUGAUGGAACCAUGUGUGGGAAUGGGAAGCACUGCUUUAAAGGUCACUGCAUCUGGUUGACUCCUGACAUCAUAAAGCAAGAUGGAAACUGGGGUUCAUGGAGUGAGUUUGGCCAGUGUUCCCGCACCUGUGGAGGGGGAGUACAGUUUCGCACACGCGACUGUGACAAUCCAAGACCAGCCAACGGAGGCCGGACCUGCGUGGGGGCAACUUACCAAUUCCAGAUGUGCAACACCAGCGAGUGUGAGGAUAUCUACAGCGACACACGAGAGGAGCAAUGCCAUGCUUGGGACCCUCGAUUUGAAGUCCACAGCAACAAGCACCACUGGCUGCCUUAUGAACACCCAGACUCCAACAAACGCUGCCACCUGCAUUGCCAGUCCAAGGAGACGCGAGAUGUGGUCUUCAUGCAGAGAAUGGUCCUGGAUGGCACUCGCUGCUCAUACAAAGACCCGCACAGUGUGUGUGUGCGUGGGGAGUGUGAGAAAGUGGGCUGCGACGGUGUGGUCGGCUCGUCGAAGCAGGAAGACAAGUGCGGGGUGUGUGGAGGCGACAACUCCAGAUGCAAAACCUUCAAAGAUACCAUCACGCGCACUGCCAGGAAACAAGGUUUCCUCAGAAUUCUUGAAAUCCCCCGAGGAGCGAGACACUUGCUGAUCCAAGAGCUGAAAUCAACCUCACACACUCUGGCUGUUAAGAACGUGGCAUCAGGACUGUUCUUCUUAAACGGGGAAAACGAAUACCCAGAGUCCCGCUCGGUCAUCGAGAAGGGUAUUGAGUGGGAAUACGAGAAUGACAACGACAAGGAGACCCUUCAGACCACCGGCCCUCUCAGACAUGGAAUUCUCAUUAUGAUGAAAUUACACGGGGAUGAAGAUGUGAAUUUGUCUUACAAGUACAUGAUGAAUAUGGGCAGUGACUCUGGCAUUCAGAACAACAUAUUGGUAGAGGACAGUGCCUAUGAGUGGGCCCCAAGGAGAUGGUCCUCCUGCUCCAAGCCUUGCGGUGGAGGUAAAGAGUACUUGCGAUAUGGCUGCAGAAGAAAAGUUGACAGCAAGAUGGUUCACAAAAGCUUCUGCAACAGGUCCAACAUGAAACCCAGAGGAGAAACCAGAGACUGCAACCAGAAGCCCUGCCCUCCACCAGUUUGGGUGACAGGGGAGUGGCAGAACUGCAGCAAACCAUGUGGAAAGACAGGGAUGCAAAUCCGCUCGGUCAGCUGUGUCCAGCCUUCAGAUGACAACACCACACGCUCAAUCCACAACAAACACUGCAACGACAACCGUCCUGAGGCCCGCAGACCCUGCAACCGAUACCCCUGCCCCACCCAGUGGAGAGUUGGACCAUGGUCACAGUGCUCAGUGACAUGUGGUAAUGGGACUCAGCAGAGACAGGCUCUGUGCCACACCAGGGACAACACCAUCGGCCUGUGUCUGGACAGCAAGCCUGACACCAUAAGAGUCUGUCGCCUGGAACCAUGUCCCAAGGGCUCGUCAGACCUCAACAAGAACGGCAACAUUCUGAUCCAGUGGCUGUCUCGGCCCAACCCCAACUUCCCGAAGAUCUCCUCACGCCAGCGUUGUCAUGGAGACCGCUCUGUGUUCUGUCGUAUGGAGGUGCUGAGGCGCUACUGCUCUCUACCGGACUACCAGCGCAUAUGCUGCAAGUCGUGCAGCAAUGUCACCGUCACAGAGCCUGUGCCCAACCCCACCUCCAGAUCCACCCCCAUCACCUCCAUCUGGCCCACAGCCCCUCCACUCACCAGCAUCCAGAGCUCUGACUUCACCACCCUCCGACCCACCGAAGCUGUCACCACCACCAUUUCCGCUUCUACCAUCAUUUCCUGGCCCAUCACUCAUCCUCCUGCCUCCACUACCCCGACCCAUCAUUCCACCCCAACUUCAUGGAUUACUACAGACAUGAUCACAACUCAUCCACCAGCUACCACCAGCGCUUCUGUCCUCUCUACCAUCUUUCCCAUGGCAAUCACCACAGUUCCUCCAACCUUUCCUAGUGUUGCAGCUCAUCCCUUGCCUCUGCCUGCCCCAGACAUAGACAAGAGCACAGAUCCACUGGAACAGAGAACUACAAAUAGUCCAACAACAUCUAGUAUGAUAACCACCAUAGAUCUUUCAACAACAGCCAGUGCACCAAUGACAGAUCCAGCAGAAAUCACCACACAAACAGACAUUACGCUAAACCCCAAGCCUGAAAAGAAAAUUGUCCCAAAGAAAACUCAGAAAACGGUGAUUCCACCAAAGGUCAAUCCAAAAAAGAAAACUGCACAAAAGAAUCCACCAAAAAAGCCUGUUCCACCAAAGACUUAUCCCAAAAAGAAAACAAAUACUCCUCCAAAAAAGACUCCAUCAAUCACAACUCCCAAAAAGACGACUCCAUUGAAAACGACUCCCAAAAAGACUACGCCAAAAAAGAUUACUCCUUCUAACACUUCACCCAAAAAGAUUACUCCAUCAAAAAAUUCACCCAAAAAGACCACUCCAUCAAAUACUACUCCCAAAAAAACUACUCCAUCAAAAAAUUCUCCAAAAAAGACCACUCCAUCACACACUACUCCCAAAAAGACUACUCCAUCAAAAAAAUUCCCAAAAAAGACCACUCCAUCAAAAACUACACCUAAAAAGACUACUCCAUCAAGCACUUCUCCCAAAAAGACUACUCCAUUUAACACUACACCCAAAAAGACCACUCCAAAAAAGACUACUCCAGUAAAGACCACUAUAGUGAAAAAAACCGAACCUCCUCCCAAAAAGCAGGUUCCACCAAAGACCAAUCCCAAAAAGAACAUUCAGCCAAAGGCAAAAGUUACAAAGCAAACUCAGACCAAGACAAACGUCCAAAAGAACCUCAAACCAGGACCCAAAAGUAUCUUAAACACACAGGCCAAGGUUAAUCAAAGUAAAGCCAAGGGGAAAAACACAACUCCAAAAAAUAAAACACCUAAGACAGUUUCCUAUUACACCACAACUGUUUCUCCCUAUGCAAGCAAAGAACCAUCAAGGGAGGACUUUUCUUCCACUAUCUCUUCAAAUGUUGAUGUAUAUGGUACAACGACAAGCUUGCCUUUCCCUGAGACAAGAAUCAAUGUCACAUACAUCAGCAACGACACAGCUGCUACAGAUGAAACUCCACUGUGGUACUAUGACAGCACAGACACUGCAGCCACAACUCCCAGCACUUUCGAUGAUCUUGUAACACCCUCUGCAAACAUUUAUGUUGAGGACAUCACAAUGCCCAGUGGUACCAUGCCAUAUGGUGACCUCACAGUGACUGGCAGCGGUGAUCUUACAGUAAGCAGCGGGAUCAUUCUCAGUGGCGAUGAUAUCACAGUGUCCUACAGCAAUGUGGGAGUGGUCAGCGACACCAUGGUGCUGGACGACGGCCUCACCAUGGUGAUCCCGACCAUUGACGGAGAGGACAUGACGGAACUCGCCUCGUCCCCCUGGCUGGACCUGUCGGAGUACAUCCCCGUGAACGUCCCUAUUCCCACGACAACCUCAGACCCCGCUACCACUUCACUUCCCACCACGAUCGCUCCCACUGAAGGAAAACCAGUCACCAUAGCCGCCACCACCUCUACUGUAAAGCAAAGAAUAGAAGAGAACAACUCCAUCGACGUCUUGGACAACAGGAUCAACAGCGUGGACAACGACAUCUCUCAGAACAACCUGAUCCCAAAGCGCCGGGUCAACCUCAGAGAAAGAACCAGGAACAAACGCAUUCAGGAGCUUCUAGAGGAGAAGCGAAACUUUCUCCUCAGGAUGAAGAGAGGCCACACAGCGCAGUAG